This is a messenger RNA of Maniola jurtina (meadow brown), 1137 nucleotides long. Its product is annotated as cilia- and flagella-associated protein 161. NCBI's taxonomy places the organism in Eukaryota, Metazoa, Arthropoda, Insecta, Lepidoptera, Nymphalidae. Bases 130 to 957 code for a protein of 275 amino acids. The transcript has 8 exons. The record is from RefSeq and is a predicted model, not a curated record. Gene Ontology annotation, cellular component: motile cilium. Gene Ontology annotation, biological process: cilium assembly.
UCCGGUAGUAACCGUUUUCCAAAUAUUCGAGUAAAAGGAUUUAAAAGCUGCACCAAACUUAUUUAUUUUUAAACUAUUCAUAUUAAAUACUUUUUAAUUAUCUUCCUAAUAGCUUACUAAUUCAGCAAAAUGACCUAUAACAAUUCAGUAUUAGUGGGAAAUUGGAGUGAAGAGAGAUUACAAAAUGAGUACGAGUUCAAGCUUUUCCUGCGAAAACGUGAUAGGCGUGAGCUGUUACUUCAACGAUCAAGAAAUUUAUUCAGCAACUUGCUAAAAGAGAGGCCCCUUGCCAUUAGCGGAACUUUCGUGCUUUUUGGCUUUAACGUCCAAGUAGUAGCUUCAGAUAUGCCAUUAGCGAAGAAAACGGCGGCUGGAGGUAAACCACAGUAUGGCUUGGCUCUAUCAAGCUUGGUGACCGAACGCCAAGUGGACUACAUGCAAAAUAUCAACGACGGUUGCCUCAUGACUUUGUCGCCGAUCGUCACACCAUGCUGCAGGAACACUUUUGUUAUACUAAGUACCAAAGACGAAAAUAUCCAUGGCCAGAAAAUGAAUUAUGGAGACGAAUUUCUGUUGAGAGCAGAAAAUUAUGGAGAUCCUGAGGCAGCGCCUCUGUAUGUACGAUACACUCCGGAAGGAGUGCCGGGACCUGCAGACAGGAUGCCUAUAAGGUUGAGCGCUACCAAAGACACCAACUGCAGAUGGACCACCAUGCCCCUGCUUCCUUGUGAUCGCCUUGAAGGCUUAGGUAGUCCUAUAAAGACAGGAGCGAGGCUCAUUAUAAAGAAUUGCGUCGCAGAUAAAAGUUUAUGCGUUAUGAAUCAAAGUUGGAUGCAAACGUUUUUUGGACCUGAAUGCGGAGUGACCUGUCGGAAUUACAUCGACAUUCAUAAAAGAUUCACUGCCGAAAAUAUAUUUACUCUAGUUAGCGACGUGGAGACAAAAAAGAUGAGAUAGGGCUUAUCUACCUACUUACGUAUAUAAAAUGAAUGAACUUUGACUUUAAACUACAUGAUAUACCUACCUAGUUCGCGAAAGGUCGACAUGGCAAUCGGGGUAGGGAUGCCCCGUGCGCCCCUCCACGACUCACCUCAUGCCCCAAUUGCCAUGUCGAUCUGUCGUGAACUAUACUUAUUA